AUGUUCACAGGUUGCGGAAGUAUCGCACCGAAAUCUACUUGGGGCAAAGUCGCCACGAUGGGUUACGCCAGUUUAGGGAUACCCCUGACCCUGGUCUACCUGUCUAGCGCGGGAGGCCUGCUGUCGAGAUGCGCUAGAGGCGUCUUCACGCGCGCUCUUUGCUGCUGCCUCUGCUCAAAUUGCGGCUACUGUUGCUACGACGAGAGGCGGAUGCAGGAGAAAGAGCGACGGAUGAGGAAGAAGCGGCAGCAGGAGGAGCUGGCGCAGCAGCAGCAGCAACAGCUACAGCUGCAGGAGCCCUUUUACGUUCGCGCGAACGCAUCGACGUUCACCAGCACCAUGGAGAUUAAGGCCAGCCCGAAGGACGAAAUCUCGAGUCUUGGCUCGGGCGACAGGCCAAACGUCACCAUACUCGCGCCGAUCAGUAUCUGCCUCGGCGCAAUGCUGUGCUAUAUCAUUGCCGGAGCAUUCACCCUGCACAAACUGGACGGUUGGUCAUUCGUAGACGCGAGCUAUUUCUGCUUCAUGAGCUUGAGCACCAUCGGUUUCGGCGACAUGGUGCCCGGUUCCUAUCCUCGCCACAUCCUCGCCGACUCGAGGAACGUGACGGUCUGGUUCUGCUCCUGCUACAUAAUGUCAGGAAUGGCCCUGACGGCAAUGUGCUUCAACAUCCUCCACGACGAGAUCGUCCAUCGGCUGAGCCAUCAGACGGACAAGCCGGAGCCAGUUAAGCCGAGCUCGUCUGUAGAUGAGCUAUCGACGGACCCGAACGGCACCGACGAGAAUAAUAUAUGUGGCACGGAACCACCCACCAAUAUAUUCGCCCACGAGAACGAGAUCAACAUCCUGAAGGACACCUUUAAUCAGGUAGACGUUACCAGAGAUUGCAAGCCGAUCCUAAAGCUCGAGGAUCACGUCCCGCCGAUCUCUGCCGUCUAUAUGUUGCCCAAGGUCGACGAGGAGGCCGAGGAAAAUACAGAAAUGUGA
This is a messenger RNA of Monomorium pharaonis (pharaoh ant), 987 nucleotides long. RefSeq names its product TWiK family of potassium channels protein 9-like. Gene Ontology annotation, biological process: potassium ion transmembrane transport; stabilization of membrane potential. The coding region runs from base 1 to 987 and encodes 328 amino acids. Gene Ontology annotation, cellular component: membrane. Lineage: Eukaryota; Metazoa; Arthropoda; Insecta; Hymenoptera; Formicidae. The record is from RefSeq and is a predicted model, not a curated record. Gene Ontology annotation, molecular function: potassium ion leak channel activity. The transcript is spliced from 4 exons.